GAGGGAUCCAGAUCAUCAGACAGGAUCUGGUUCAUCUUUAUCGGGCAGACUGCCACGUCAGGAGGUCUCUUCCUCUGCGUCUUCACGAGACCGCCCGCCAGGUCAAAAAGGCUCUUCCUCUUCGUCUCCGCCGAGGCCUCCAGAUGUCGACCAACCUGAGUGGACCAAUACUCAAUCCUCGACGAAACUCGAUGAAAAGGGUUGUAGGCGCGAAGAACAGAAAACGAAUCUUGAUGAUACAUCUCCAAGAGAACAACAUAGAGAUGACCAGACGUCAACCAGACAAGAGACAUCAAUAAAUGAAAUGGCGGACGACGAAGAGGAAGAAGGGGCAAAAGAGACUCCGGAUCCACGGAUCAUUUCCGAUGCAGCAGAGUCUACUUCACUUAGUCCGCAGCAUGUAGUGCAGAAGCAGGAGAGACAACAUGCGCGACGCGAGAGGCUGGCCAGUGUGGCGCCAAGAUCAAGCGUCAGCACUUCUAGCAUGCAGCGGAGUGUCGACGGUGGCUCGCCAAACAGCCGGCCUGCGAAAUCUGCGCGAGUUCUACCGCCUCCCCCCGCUCCCGACGGGGAAAAUUACACUAGUAUUUUUAGGAGAAGACGGACUAAGGACGUGGUGCCCUCAGCGAGAGAUCAUCCUUUCAACAGGUCGGAUCACGAUAGAAUACAACAGGGAGAGUCUUCUAAUAGCCCUAGUCCCGGUCCGGCUAGACGAGGAGCAGCGGCGCGGAGCGCCAGCAGAGACAGGAGGCCCCAGCGAAGGACACCGGGCGACAACUACAGGCGACAAAACCAUAAUGUGCG
This is a messenger RNA of Amoebophrya sp. A25, 804 nucleotides long. Lineage: Eukaryota; Dinophyceae; Syndiniales; Amoebophryaceae. The record is from the annotation of a GenBank genome assembly.